AUGGAGAAGUUUAAACAUCGGUGGCAGCGCGCUGGGGCCGACAAGACUUUCACUGAAAAGUCCAACCAAGCUCCUGCCGCUGCCAACAUCCCUGCCCACCGCCCAGACCGGCCUCAGGUCCAGUACCAGCACGUUCAUCACGAGGCUGGAAAAAGACGUGGUGAGAAGCGGAGAUUAUUUGUUGAAGAGCCAGAGCCUGUGCCUCCUGUGAACCGGCCCGUUCAGCCCACGGCGUCGUCCUCCUUCACUCGGCCAAAGCCUGCUGAGCCCACCCUCAUUCUGCCAAGGCCUACUGCGUCCACCCACCUCCAGCCAAAGCCUGCUGCGCCCACCUAUGGACCACCCCCUGUGUCGGCAGCACCCAUACUCCUGGUUCUCCCCGCACAGCCACAGGCUCCCUCCGUCCUGUUUCGUGGGCCAUCGUGCAGCCAGAGCUUUGUACCUCCUGCACCAACAGUACAGGCAUUCAUGCCGAACAAGUCCUCGUGGCCAUGUGGGGCUUGCCAUGUGCCUAAUUGUGGUGGACAGCGGAAGAGGUACACACCUUCCAAGGAUAAAGUGGCUGGAAGCACCCAGAAGAUAUUUUCCUACUGUCCAUCCACUAGGAAAUCCACCACCUCUGGGUUUGACAAUGUGGUGUACGACAGCUUUGAACACUUUAAAAGUGUGGUGGAUGUGGAGUUGGAAAAGAGUGUGUAAAUAACUGUAAAUAACUUAUCUCUGUGAUGCCACUUCUCCUGUGCCAUCUGUAGGAGAGAGAAAGAGGCUUGUUUGUGUUUGUUUGUUUGUGUGUUUGUACUUGCUGAAGCACUUUAAAACACAAACAAAACUAUCUAUUUAUUUAUAUAGUUCAGAAGUUCAAAAAAAUGCACUUUACAGUUUUACUUAAGAAUGUUCUUGUGUUUGUUUUUUAUUAUUAUUUAUGUUGCUGUUAAAAUGCACUUUGUAGUAUCUUUUUUUUAUAAAAAACAUGUUCUGGCCUAUGUUUCAUAUCAAGGCCAAUCUAACCUCAAUCAUUUUAACCUUAAUCAGUUCCGAUCUAACACAAUCAGUUUACAUACCCUUUAGUGGUUGUUCAUGUCUGAUAAUAUGUGUUUUUGUCAUGUAUGUGUUUGUCUUUGUCAGCUUCAUGUCUUUGUAAUGUUUGUAUGUCUUUGUCUGCUUCAUGUUUAACAAAAGUUUGCCAAAGAAAACACACAAAAAAAAUCGAACAGGCUUGAGCCUUUAUUUGUUGAUUAGUGACCUGAGUCUUUGGAUAAUCCUGUUCUUUAUUGGGCUUUGGCCUGUACAAACCAAUUGUUAAUUUUUAUCACAAGUACAAGUUUGUGUUUUUAAUUAAGUGUUUUUGAUUAUUAUAUGUUAUUUAUGUGCGCGUGUCCUUGUGAUGUUUGUUUGUCUGUCAGCUCCAUGUUUAACUAAAUGUUCACAAAUGGUAGUAAAUGUUUGUCUCUCGUGUUCUCGCUCGUAGAUCUGUACCUUGUCGUGGUGAGUGAGCUUUAAACCAAACAGAUCUUGUUUACUUGUGUUUUCAUGCAUUGCCUUUUAAAUGAAACACAUUCUGGGUGAAAAAAAAAAGUUGUAAAAGUAUUUCAAGUAUUUUGGAGUCUCUGUAUGCUUGGGUUUCAGAAGGGGUGGGAUAGUGUAAAAAAACACGUCAAAGCAAUUAGAAGUCCUUGUUUCUUCUCCGCCACUACCACAGGUGUGAAUACACCCCACUGUGCGCUGGCUGUACCCCCUGGGUGGUCACGAGUUCUGUGAAAGGCUUUGAUGUCUUCCAGACAAAGUGAGAGUGUACUGAUACAUGACACCUUUUCUUAAUUCAGCCCAAAAAUGUAACUAUGAAAAUAAUAAACAAAACAUUCAGCAGACUAGUAUAUUUCAAUAAACCAGGCCUUGUACAUGACAAUUUCUGUAAAUAACACUGACCACCAGAUGGAACCAUCCGUUUUGAUCAUUUUUGAUCGAUCCCAGGGUUGAGCAAUAUGUACUUGGGGGGGUCAUGAGCCAUUCCCAGGCGGUCUCCCAUCCAAGUACUAACCAGGCCCGACACUGCUUAGCUUCCGAGAUCGGACGAGAUCGGGCGUGCUCAGUGUGGUAUGGCCGUAAGCAAUU
Clupea harengus (Atlantic herring) is the source of this 2112-nucleotide messenger RNA. Its product is annotated as actin cytoskeleton-regulatory complex protein PAN1-like. The transcript has 3 exons. NCBI's taxonomy places the organism in Eukaryota, Metazoa, Chordata, Actinopteri, Clupeiformes, Clupeidae. The record is from RefSeq and is a predicted model, not a curated record. Bases 1 to 699 code for a protein of 232 amino acids.